AUGACUCCUCAUCCGGGUCUUGAGGCCGAUGAAAUCAGAAAAAAAUCCCAGAAGGACCUGCUCAACCUCCUUGAAGCUGUAAGGGGGAAGAAGAACCUUGUAAUCAGCAAGGAUCUUGCCGGUCCCAUCGGUGUAUUCGUCAAAUUUUCAGUCCUUCAGGAGUAUGGAGUGGACCGAGUAUUCUUGCUCGAAAAUGAGAAUGUCGAUUCUUCUCAGCGGAAUAUUAUAUUUCUAGUGCACGCUGAAAAACCCAGCCACGUACAAUCUGUUGCUGCUCAAAUUCGAAAACUUCAGCACAAUGGUGCAGCCGAGCUUGAAUUUUCUAUAUUCUGGGUGCCACGGAGGACCCUUGUCUCCAACCAAAUUCUUGAGGAGGAAGGAAUUAUUGGAGACGUGAACAUUGCCGAGCUUCCGUUUUAUUUCUUUCCUCUAGAGAACGAUCUUCUUUCACUAGAGCUUCAAGAGUCUUUUAAGGAUCUCUAUCUAGAACUAGAUACGGAAGAAUCCUCGAAUCUGGGAGACGGGUUAAGAAGAGGCCUCAUGGUCAGCUCUACUAUUGAAAACUUAAUCAUCCUCGAUCGCGAAGUGGAUUUUGCGACGGUGUUAAUGACACAGUUGACAUAUGAAGGCCUUGUGGAUGAGCUUUUCGGGAUAAGCCAUAAUCAGACUGAAAUUGACUCGACAAUAAUUGGUGCAGGCACUCCAGGUCAAGCAUCUCAAGCUUCAUCUGCUGGUUCGUCGUCAACUCCCAAACAGUCGUUGAAACGCAAGAUCCAAGUAGAUUCUUCCGAUCCACUUUUCAACCAACUUCGUGACGCAAAUUUUGCCAUUGUUGGUGGUAUCUUAAACAAAGUUGCACGGAGACUGGAAAAUGAUUACCAGAGUCGGCAUGGUGCCAAAACAACUUCGGAGCUACGGGAAUUUGUGAACAAACUCCCGGCUUACCAGGCCGAGCAUACAAGCCUGAAGGUGCACACCAACCUCGCAGAAGAGAUCAUGCACCAGACUCAGUCCGAUGUGUUUCGGCGAAUCCUUGAGGUUCAGCAAAACGUAGCGGCGGGUGCCGAUGCUGCAACUCAGCAUGACUUGAUUGAGGAGCUCAUUGCGCGAGACAUUCCCAUAAAAUCCAUUUUGCGGCUUUUGUGCAUCGAAUCGUGCGUCGGUGGCGGUCUUCGCCCUAGAGAUCUCGAUAACUUCAAAAGACAAAUCCUACAGGCCUACGGAUAUCAACAUUUACUGACCCUCGACGCUCUGGAAAAGAUGGAGCUGCUUCAGUCACGGUCUUCAGCCACAGCCAUGAUUUUGCCCACUGGUGGUAGCGGUGGAGCAGGUCUAAAAACAAACUACAAUUACCUCCGCAAAGCCCUUAGACUCAUUGUGGAUGAAGUCGAUGAACAGAACCCUGACGAUAUAGCAUACGUUUACAGCGGAUAUGCGCCGUUAAGCAUCCGUUUGAUCCAGUGUAUCUUACAAAAAUCGCACAUUUUGACCCUAACGAAAAAUUUACCUGCGCCUGCAGCAGCUGCAUCAAGUGGCACUCCAUCUCCAGGGUGGCUGGGAUUUGAAGAUAUUGUGAAAAGUGCCCGUGGAUCAACGUUAAACAUUGUUCAAAAGGCCGAGGAGACAGCUAGCCGGGCGAAGCAGACAUUAGCGGGGGUUGGUGGAAUCAAAACAGUGUUUAUUUUCUUCCUAGGUGGUAUUACGUUCACCGAAAUUGCGGCGUUGCGCUUCAUUGCCCGACAGGAAGCGGGAAGAAGACAAAUCAUCAUCUGUACGACGGGGAUUAUUAACGGAAAUAGGAUGAUGGAGGCUGCCAUGGAAAGGUCGACUGUAGAGCCAUCUUCAUAG
This is a messenger RNA of Uncinocarpus reesii 1704, 1848 nucleotides long. RefSeq lists its product as uncharacterized. Lineage: Eukaryota; Fungi; Ascomycota; Eurotiomycetes; Onygenales; Onygenaceae. Gene Ontology annotation, biological process: intracellular protein transport; vesicle-mediated transport. The record is from RefSeq and is a predicted model, not a curated record. Gene Ontology annotation, cellular component: CORVET complex; fungal-type vacuole. The transcript has 4 exons. The coding region runs from base 1 to 1848 and encodes 615 amino acids.